Miscanthus lutarioriparius is the source of this 852-nucleotide messenger RNA. NCBI's taxonomy places the organism in Eukaryota, Viridiplantae, Streptophyta, Magnoliopsida, Poales, Poaceae. The record is from the annotation of a GenBank genome assembly.
AUGACGAGGGGCAAGUCCCUUGCCUUCGUGGGGGACUCCCUCGGCAGGAACCAAAAGGACUCGCUCAUCUGCCUCUUGACCACAGCGAGUUCAUUCGUUGAUCUCGAUCCAUCGAUCUCGAAAAAGGCCGCGGAGCCUACGACAACGAGGUGGCUUAGCAGCAAGCACACCGUGUACUACUACGGCGAGUACAACUUCACCGUGUCCCACUUCUGGGCGGGCGCCGUACCUCGGCACGAGCAGAUCGACGAGGACGGGCCAGCACACACGGGCGUCUGGAACCUCUACCUCGACGAGCCGGACGACGUCUGGUUCUACCGCCCGUCCAUGCUGUACGAGUCCGGGCGGCUCGUCGGCUGCCACUACUGCAAGCUGCCCAACGUGACCGACCUCACGCUGCGCUACGCGCUGCGCAUGGCCACGCGGGCCGCGCUGCGGGCGCUGUCCGGUGCCGACGGCAGCAGCCGCCGGUUCCGCGGCACGGCCCUGCUGCGCACCGUGGACCCGUCGCAGUACGAGGGCGGGGAGUGGAGCGGGGACGGCAACUGCGUCCGGACGGCGCCGUACCGGCGUGGCCAGAAGAGGGUCGAGGGCUUCGAGCGUGAUUUCCGCGCGCUGCAGGCGGAGGAGUUGGCGUCGGCGGCGAAGGCGGCGACGGACAGUGGCAGCAAGGUGAGGAUGCUGCUGAUGGACACGACGGAAGCCAUGAUCCUGCGUGCGGACGCGCACCCGAGCAAGUACCGGGGAUGGACGCCGGAGAAGCACUUCACCCUGCACAAUGACUGCGUGCACUGGUGCCUGCCCGGGGCCAUUGAUACUUGGAACGACAUGCUGCUCCAUAUGUUGAAAUGA